Molecule: messenger RNA, 5783 nt
Organism: Amphiprion ocellaris (clown anemonefish)
Lineage: Eukaryota; Metazoa; Chordata; Actinopteri; Pomacentridae
Exons: 3
Coding region: 4095-5324 (409 amino acids)
Source: RefSeq, a predicted model, not a curated record
CGGAAGUUGUCACUUGUCAACGUGACACAACAACAGAAGGAGGAAGCAGCUAUCACUGAAAGUAAAAUAAACGACGACAUACGUGAGCUGACAAAGACCAUCACAAGUACAAAAAUGAAUAAGUUUCAAAGAGACAAAAAAGAUUAUGAUGAAGGAGCCAUCUAUUCUUGGCAGCGCCGGCACACCCGGGGACCACCGAGACGCGGCCGUACAGUCUCAUUCAGCUUACCGGGCAGCACCACAAGUGAGGACGAGGACCGCUCUGACACAAGUCUGGCUGGUUCUUCUCAUUUUUUAGACAAAACCCGGACACCUCACAGUGGCGCAGGAAGAAAACACGGCGGGGCAGACGGGGGAGGAGGAAAACGACAGCUGAGACCUCGACAGCCCCAUCAAAAUUACCACCACCACCACAAACGGUAAUCAAUAUAUCUAAUGUUCCUCUCCCACCAGACUGUCAAAAACUCCUAUCAAGGGGAUUAUCUUUUGCACCUACUCACAUAACCAAUAGUUUUCAAACUAGAAUAGAGCUCUAUAAAUUCUACCGCAACCUACAUUUAAAAACAUGGUACCACACACACCCCUCGCCCUGUACCACUUCAUCCACGGACCCUUCACAGCCCCUAUCCUACUUUAAACGAAAAUCAACCUUCUUCCCACUGAGUAACAACUCAUGCUUAAACGCAUUUAUGAAGAAAGUCGAUCAUGAUGUCAACUUGAUUCUACAAAAUAACACAGCAACUACGUCAAAUUUGUGCUCAGGUGAAAGACGAGCUAUGGUGUGGCUUAAAAAAGAAGAAGACAUCGUGGUGAGAAGAGCGGAUAAAGGGGGAGCUACAGUAAUAUGGGGAUCGUCUCUACCAACAAACCAAGGGGACUGCCAUGGGGGCUUCAUACGCCCCCAACUAUGCGGGAUUAUUUUUGGGGCUAUGGGAAGAGAGGUAUGUGCACAGCACUGAAAACCCCUUCAAACAGCUCAUCAAAUACUAUGGUCGUUACAUUGAUGACCUUUUCUUCAUUUUUACUGGUACAACAGAACAACUUCAAGAAUUUCAUCAAUAUUUAAACAGCACUAAUCCUAACAUCAAACUCAGUUUGGAAUUCAGCAACAAAGAAAUAAACUUCUUGGACCUUUUAAUAUCACUGGAUGAACAAGGCUCAAUACACACAUCUCUGUUCAGAAAAAGUACAGAUCGAAAUACUGUUUUACAUGCUGAAUCCUUCCAUCCUAAGAGUCUCAUUGAAAACAUUCCAUUUGGGCAAUUUCAACGUCUCAAGCGCAUCUGCAACUCUCAAACGGACUUCAAUACCCAAGCUACGGAAAUGCAACAGCGGUUCGUUCAAAGGGGCUACAAAGCAAAGACACUGAGUGGGGCUCUAACACGAGCAAAAACUUUGGACAGAAGAAAUCUUCUCAUAAGGAGACAGCGAGCUCCAUCACAAACAAAAAACAGAAUUUUCUGUACUUUACAGUACAGCAACAUGGCAUACAAAAUCAAAAACGCCAUUACAAAAAACUGGUCCAUACUGGCUUGUGACCCUUCACUGGGCCCCUUGUUCUCUGAGCCCCCCAGGUUUGCCUUUAAAAAAGCCCCCACCCUCAAGGACAAAAUCGUCAAAAACUAUUUGCCAGCAUCAAAACUUGAGACUUUUUUCAAAAAACCCAUUGGCACCUUCAGAUGUGGGGCAUGUGUCCAUUGCACACAGAUCAAUCGUUCUACACAUUUUAUGGACUCUACAUGCACCUACACUUUUAAAUGUCGUUCUUUUGCAAACUGUAAUACAACACAUGUGGUAUACCGACUGGACUGUGUUUGUGGGUGUUUUUACAUUGGUCGCACAAAAAGAAAACUGAAAGAGCGUUUUGCAGAACACAAAUAUGCUAUCCGUAAAGGAAACAUGGAAUAUCCGAUUGCAAAACAUUUCAAGAACAUGACCCACACAAACAUUAAUGAACUCACAAUCAUGGCAAUUGAAGUUAUUGAGAACACUCCCCGAGGGGGUGACAGGUUGAAAAGAUUAUUGCAGAGGGAAACCUUCUGGAUCCACUCUUUGAAAGCAACUGUGUUCCCUGGACUAAAUGAAGAAAUAGACUUUUCUCCGUUUCUGUAAAUAUAUUAAUGUGUUCUGAAUGAUUGUCUUUGAUGAUGAGGGUUUACUCACUGUUUCAUGCCACUGUUUCCUAUUCUACACACAGUGCCUUGCAGUCAGUAAUUUUUUCAUUAUUUUUUUUCAUUAUUUAUUUUCUUCUAUAUGUUAACAUGAUGCAUCAUGGUUUAUUAUUGAAAUAUAGUGUUACAUAAUGAGCUUUAUUUAUGCAUUAUGGAUGAUAUGCUUGCCUAUUGCUCUGUGAAAAUAUUCCAAAGUGUUUAUAUUUUAUUUGUCUUUUAUGAAUGAAUACUUGGGUGGAGUCACAUGACCACACAUGAUCAUGUGACUUCCUGUUAAGUGUUUUUUAAAAGUAGACUUCCUGCUGUUCAGUUCAUUUACAAAUGUUGCCCUGACGAAGACUUGGUGUCGAAACAUGUUGGUGGUGUCCAUGUAGCUAAUAAAGGACUUUUAAUUGAGUAAGUACAGAGUGCCUCGGACUUUUCUUGCUUCAGUUCAAGUCACAGUUACUGCUUCAGCAAGUUUUUUCUGUAUUUCUAUUCAUCCGCGGGCCUGGUCCUUGUAGAGCACCUGCUUUUUACCCAUUGUUCACACCUGUUUUGGAGCCAUAAGCAGCACUCAACAAUCCUCCCUUUUUUUGCAAAGUUCUACUUCACCCACCACUGGGCCGUGGUGUUUUUUGUUGAGUUGCUCCGUUCAAUUUACCCUGGACGUUAUUGGAUCACAAGAUGACACAGCCAUCUAAGAACACAUUAUUUUUUACCCAAGAGGAAGGACGCAAUAUUAUUGUACAAGACUCUUUAUUCUGCAUGGAAAACCCAGGCUCACCUGAACUACCUUCUUACAAUGAACUUAAAAGACUUCUUGAGAAAGAAAAGAAACUGGAGUUACAUGCAAUAACGCUAUCCGACUACUGGCGGCAGAACAUCAUACCUCGUGGGCUCCGGAUAAAUAAAUUUCCAUCCUUUGGACAAGAUAACCUUGAAUUUAAACAAAAAUGGGAGUCCGUACUAAAUAAAUGCUCUUUUGACCUGAUGCUAUUACUGAUUGAUGAGGCAAAAAAUCAAAGAGAAGAAAUCAAACAGAAGAUACCGGAAGUAAAACGGAAGUUGUCACUUGUCAACGUGACACAACAACAGAAGGAGGAAGCAGCUAUCACUGAAAGUAAAAUAAACGACGACAUACGUGAGCUGACAAAGACCAUCACAAGUACAAAAAUGAAUAAGUUUCAAAGAGACAAAAAAGAUUAUGAUGAAGGAGCCAUCUAUUCUUGGCAGCGCCGGCACACCCGGGGACCACCGAGACGCGGCCGUACAGUCUCAUUCAGCUUACCGGGCAGCACCACAAGUGAGGACGAGGACCGCUCUGACACAAGUCUGGCUGGUUCUUCUCAUUUUUUAGACAAAACCCGGACACCUCACAGUGGCGCAGGAAGAAAACACGGCGGGGCAGACGGGGGAGGAGGAAAACGACAGCUGAGACCUCGACAGCCCCAUCAAAAUUACCACCACCACCACAAACGGUAAUCAAUAUAUCUAAUGUUCCUCUCCCACCAGACUGUCAAAAACUCCUAUCAAGGGGAUUAUCUUUUGCACCUACUCACAUAACCAAUAGUUUUCAAACUAGAAUAGAGCUCUAUAAAUUCUACCGCAACCUACAUUUAAAAACAUGGUACCACACACACCCCUCGCCCUGUACCACUUCAUCCACGGACCCUUCACAGCCCCUAUCCUACUUUAAACGAAAAUCAACCUUCUUCCCACUGAGUAACAACUCAUGCUUAAACGCAUUUAUGAAGAAAGUCGAUCAUGAUGUCAACUUGAUUCUACAAAAUAACACAGCAACUACGUCAAAUUUGUGCUCAGGUGAAAGACGAGCUAUGGUGUGGCUUAAAAAAGAAGAAGACAUCGUGGUGAGAAGAGCGGAUAAAGGGGGAGCUACAGUAAUAUGGGGAUCGUCUCUACCAACAAACCAAGGGGACUGCCAUGGGGGCUUCAUACGCCCCCAACUAUGCGGGAUUAUUUUUGGGGCUAUGGGAAGAGAGGUAUGUGCACAGCACUGAAAACCCCUUCAAACAGCUCAUCAAAUACUAUGGUCGUUACAUUGAUGACCUUUUCUUCAUUUUUACUGGUACAACAGAACAACUUCAAGAAUUUCAUCAAUAUUUAAACAGCACUAAUCCUAACAUCAAACUCAGUUUGGAAUUCAGCAACAAAGAAAUAAACUUCUUGGACCUUUUAAUAUCACUGGAUGAACAAGGCUCAAUACACACAUCUCUGUUCAGAAAAAGUACAGAUCGAAAUACUGUUUUACAUGCUGAAUCCUUCCAUCCUAAGAGUCUCAUUGAAAACAUUCCAUUUGGGCAAUUUCAACGUCUCAAGCGCAUCUGCAACUCUCAAACGGACUUCAAUACCCAAGCUACGGAAAUGCAACAGCGGUUCGUUCAAAGGGGCUACAAAGCAAAGACACUGAGUGGGGCUCUAACACGAGCAAAAACUUUGGACAGAAGAAAUCUUCUCAUAAGGAGACAGCGAGCUCCAUCACAAACAAAAAACAGAAUUUUCUGUACUUUACAGUACAGCAACAUGGCAUACAAAAUCAAAAACGCCAUUACAAAAAACUGGUCCAUACUGGCUUGUGACCCUUCACUGGGCCCCUUGUUCUCUGAGCCCCCCAGGUUUGCCUUUAAAAAAGCCCCCACCCUCAAGGACAAAAUCGUCAAAAACUAUUUGCCAGCAUCAAAACUUGAGACUUUUUUCAAAAAACCCAUUGGCACCUUCAGAUGUGGGGCAUGUGUCCAUUGCACACAGAUCAAUCGUUCUACACAUUUUAUGGACUCUACAUGCACCUACACUUUUAAAUGUCGUUCUUUUGCAAACUGUAAUACAACACAUGUGGUAUACCGACUGGACUGUGUUUGUGGGUGUUUUUACAUUGGUCGCACAAAAAGAAAACUGAAAGAGCGUUUUGCAGAACACAAAUAUGCUAUCCGUAAAGGAAACAUGGAAUAUCCGAUUGCAAAACAUUUCAAGAACAUGACCCACACAAACAUUAAUGAACUCACAAUCAUGGCAAUUGAAGUUAUUGAGAACACUCCCCGAGGGGGUGACAGGUUGAAAAGAUUAUUGCAGAGGGAAACCUUCUGGAUCCACUCUUUGAAAGCAACUGUGUUCCCUGGACUAAAUGAAGAAAUAGACUUUUCUCCGUUUCUGUAAAUAUAUUAAUGUGUUCUGAAUGAUUGUCUUUGAUGAUGAGGGUUUACUCACUGUUUCAUGCCACUGUUUCCUAUUCUACACACAGUGCCUUGCAGUCAGUAAUUUUUUCAUUAUUUUUUUUCAUUAUUUAUUUUCUUCUAUAUGUUAACAUGAUGCAUCAUGGUUUAUUAUUGAAAUAUAGUGUUACAUAAUGAGCUUUAUUUAUGCAUUAUGGAUGAUAUGCUUGCCUAUUGCUCUGUGAAAAUAUUCCAAAGUGUUUAUAUUUUAUUUGUCUUUUAUGAAUGAAUACUUGGGUGGAGUCACAUGACCACACAUGAUCAUGUGACUUCCUGUUAAGUGUUUUUUAAAAGUAGACUUCCUGCUGUUCAGUUCAUUUACAAAUGUUGCCCUGACGAAGACUUGGUGUCGAAACAUGUUGGUGGUGUCCAUGUAGCUAAUAAAGGACUUUUAAUUGAGUAA